AUGCUGCUUCUAGCUUCAGCUUUUUUCCUAAUACUACUGCAGUGCUCUAAUGCCCAAAACAAAACAAGCAUUACGCCUGCAGACUGUAAUACCAUUGAAACAGAUGCAGGAGUGGCCCUGGAUUUGGUCAACAGACACCGCAGAAGUGGCUAUGUUUUUGGGUUAUUCCGUGUUGCUGAUGCACAUGAACUACAUAUAGGAAAUUCAUCUUUCCUCUACUUUACUUUGGAUGUGCUGGAAACUGAAUGCCCUGUAUUAUCCAGAAGACACUGGGCGUCUUGUGAAUACAGUGACACCUAUUCCAUGGACUUUGGGCAGUGUAAGAUUAUCAUGCAUACAAGCCAUCUGCGGGAGAAACCUAAACUAUAUGGAUUUAACUGUACAUUAAGUCCAGUUCCGCCAGAUUUAUUAGAGUGCAAAGAUUGUCCUGUGAAAGUUGAAAUCUUAGAAGUCACCGAGCAAUAUAAAAGUAUUGCUGCAAAGGCCCUGGAGAAAUUCAACAAUGAGGGUAACCACACAAACUAUUUUGGUGUGGACAAAGUUGAAAAGAUUUUAAAGAUGGUUGCCUCCCAUGAAGGUCACAUUUUAGGAUUUUCUAUAAAAGAGACCAACUGUUCCAAAUCCGCACGACAAGCAGAUCAGACAUUGGAAUGUGAUUUUCUGGAUGACUGGCAUACUCAUGUGGGAUUCUGCAAGGCAAGAAUUAUCAGUGGCUCAGAUGAACCUGAUGGAACAGAUAUAAGCUGUGAAAUCUACCAUCCCUUGAAGCAUGGCUAUGGGAAAAGAUGUAGAUAUUCAGCUCUGGGACAACCACACAGACAUACCCAUCAUCAUUUUGGUCACAGACAUCAUCACAGACAUCAUCACAAGCAUGGAUGUCCACCCUCUUCUCAGUCGAGACCUGAAGACCCUGAGCAUAACCAUAGUUUCAACGAAGAACAUCAAGACAGCCAUGAAGAACCUGCUCCUCCUCCCCCCAGUGGUGCACCACAUCAUCACCCUCACCCUCCACACCACUGUCCUCCACCCCCUCCCCAUGGUGGACCACAUCAUCCCCCUCCUCCUUACCAUGAUGGACCACAUCAUCCCCCUCCUCCUUACCAUGAUGGACCACAUCCUCCUCCCCAAGAAGAAUCACAACAUUCCCCUUCUGCUCCUCCUCCCCAUGAUGCACCACAUCCUCCUCCUCUUGAUCCCCACCAUGGACCACACUGUCCUCCUCAUGGGCCACAUCACCACCAUCCUCCUCCCCACCAUGGACCACACUGCCCUCCUCCUCCUCAUGGACCACAUCACCACCAUCCUCCUCCCCACCAUGGACCACACUGUCCUCCCCCUCCUCAUGGACCACAUCACCACCAUCCACCUCCCCAUCAUGGACCACACUGUCCUCCCCCUCCUCAUGGACCACAUCACCACCAUUCUCCUCCCCAUCAUGGACCACAUCACCCUCCUCAUUUCCACGAUCACAAUUAUAGACAUCACUGCAACAAGACAAGCAUGUCGGGAAAGUAUAUUCCAUUUCAAAUAACAGAAGCUCUCUAUCGCAUUCCAGUUCUAAAUCAGCAGGAUUCUCUCACACCUCCCCUUGCAAACUUUCCUAAUCUAUUCCAAAGCAACCAUCACUCUGCUGAAGGUAUUCCCUUCACUGGCUCAAGACUAAAGGACAUGACAGAAGCUCAAGGUUUUCUAGAUCAGCUUACACAAUCAAAAUCAUGCCCAGGAACGCCCAAACUUGUUCUUCCAAAACUUUUGCCCUUAUUUCCACAUAGCUCCAUGGCAGAAAAAUCUGCAUGA
This is a messenger RNA of Nestor notabilis (Kea), 1797 nucleotides long. RefSeq names its product histidine-rich glycoprotein (gene HRG). Bases 1 to 1797 code for a protein of 598 amino acids. Lineage: Eukaryota; Metazoa; Chordata; Aves; Psittaciformes; Psittacidae. The record is from RefSeq and is a predicted model, not a curated record. Gene Ontology annotation, molecular function: cysteine-type endopeptidase inhibitor activity; zinc ion binding; serine-type endopeptidase inhibitor activity. Gene Ontology annotation, cellular component: blood microparticle; endolysosome; extracellular region. The transcript has 7 exons. Gene Ontology annotation, biological process: negative regulation of fibrinolysis; negative regulation of endopeptidase activity; regulation of platelet activation.